AGUCAAUUGUGAUUGGUUGAAGUCCAAAGCCACGCCCACUAAAGUUCUUCAUAUUCUAGAGAUUCACUGUCAAACUGCACACGCCUCUGAUACAGUUGCAACUUUGCAGGUAAAGUUGUGUCCCGUUUUACAUUCACCAUGAAUCCUUCAGGACAAAUGAAAUCAGGAAAGACUUUCCUCUUCACUUCUGAGUCCGUAGGAGAAGGACAUUCAGAUAAAAUGUGUGAUCAGAUUAGUGAUGCUGUUUUGGACGCUUACUUGACACAGGACCCGGACUCUAGAGUGGCAUGUGAAUGUGUGUCAAAGACUGGCAUGAUCCUUCUUUGUGGUGAAGUGACAUCAAAAGCAGUUGUGGAUCUUCAGAGAGUGGUCAGAGAUACUGUAAAAACUAUUGGAUAUGAUGACUCAUCAAAGGGUUUUGACUACAAGACAUGUAAUGUGCUUGUGUCGCUGCAGCCGCAGGUCUCUGAGAUCAGUGACUGUGUGUUUGAAGGCCGGGACUUGGAGGACAUUGGUGCUGGUGAUCAGGGUUUAAUGUUCGGCUACGCCACUGAUGAAACAGAAGAGUGUAUGCCUCUUACCAUCCUUCUAGCACACAAACUCAAUUACAAAAUGAAGGAGCUUUCGAAAACUGGAGUUUGUCCUUGGAUUCUGCCGGAUUCGAAAACACAGGUGACUGUGGAGUAUCGGGACAACAUGGGCGCCAUGGAGCCUGUGCGUGUUCAUACUGUGGUCAUCUCAGUCCAGCACAGUCCUGACAUCACACUGGAGGAUAUACGGCACAACCUGAUGGAGAAGGUUGUGAAGGCCGUCAUCCCUGCCAAGUAUUUGGAUGACAAGACUAUUUAUCACCUGCUGCCAAGUGGGAAGUUUCUUUUAGGUGGUCCACAAGGGGAUGCUGGUCUCACUGGCAGAAAGAUCAUCGUGGACACGUAUGGUGGAUGGGGUGGUCAUGGUGGUGGAGCGUUCUCUGGUAAAGAUUACUCUAAAGUGGAUCGCUCAGGUGCUUAUGCUGCCCGCUGGGUGGCCAAAUCGCUCGUCAAAGCCAAACUGUGUCGCAGAGUUUUGGUUCAGAUCUCAUAUGCUAUUGGUAUUAGUCACCCUUUGUCAGUGUCUGUUUUUCAUUACGGCACAUCAAACAGAGAUGAGGAUGAUCUUUUGGAGAUUGUUAAGAAGAAUUUUGACCUUAGGCCAGGGGUCAUUGUCAAGGAGCUUGAUCUGAAGAAACCAAUCUACCAGAAAACAGCCUGCUAUGGACACUUUGGACGUGAAGGAUUUCCUUGGGAAAAGCCGAAGACACUCAUGUUCUGAGAUCCCUCAAGAUCAAGACGUACUGUAGAAUCUACACAUUCCUUUCAGUUUCAAUGGUUAUAAUUGUUUUCGUGGUGAUGUACUGUGUAAUGACUGAAAUGAUUUAAUCUAUAAAGGCAUUUCCUUAAGAGAAAUCUAAAAAGUAUUUAAUAUUUUUUAAAUGAAUAGAAAUUAGUUGAAUAUUGUGGAAAAUGUGAUUUUUUCUGUUCGUUUUAAAUAUAGAAUCUUAUGGACCAUAUAAACAAAUGUGAAGACCAUGAGGGUAUUAAACCUCUUUUAAAUGGUACCUCGAUUAUGCCUACAGAUGUUGUAUCAUAAUUUUCCUGUUUCAAUUAAUAAAAAAACAUUUACCAAAAUUAA
This is a messenger RNA of Danio aesculapii, 1671 nucleotides long. It is a transcript of the gene mat2al, whose product is annotated as methionine adenosyltransferase II, alpha-like. The record is from RefSeq and is a predicted model, not a curated record. Gene Ontology annotation, biological process: S-adenosylmethionine biosynthetic process. Lineage: Eukaryota; Metazoa; Chordata; Actinopteri; Cypriniformes; Danionidae. Gene Ontology annotation, molecular function: ATP binding; methionine adenosyltransferase activity. Gene Ontology annotation, cellular component: cytosol; methionine adenosyltransferase complex. Bases 139 to 1311 code for a protein of 390 amino acids. The transcript is spliced from 9 exons.